AUGGCUCCUCGUCUGCGAUCCUCGUCGCGCAACACCUCGCGCAACAACACCAGGCCAUCUUCACCUCACAGUGCGCCAGCUACCCGGCCGUCCUCCUCAACCUCAGACAACGCACGACCAAAGAAACAGCGGAAGACGGGCCGCGAAACGCGUUCCCCGGUCGAGGUCGUCGAGGAGGAAGAGCGCCGGGCAGAGCGCAAACCAGCUGGCAGCCAGAUGGGCAGCGUGCUGGAGCACCCAGAGCCGCAGCAGCAACAGACAACAGAGCUGCGGAGCUCCCAGCCACUGGCUACGGCGGCUGAGUUGCCCACUGGCCCGGGCAACCAGCCUGCCGGCCAGCAAUCAUCUGCGCUGCCAGCAGACCAGAGUACGGGACCAACUCAGACUGCAGCCUCGCGAGCAGAUCCAGAGACAUGGGUGGAACCAACACCCCGAUCACAAGUCCCAACCUUCCGCGAGUAUGGCUUUACACGGGGCGGCAUCUUACAGAGUAUGAUGCCGCUGGGUACACGACCAACCCUGAGUGCCCGUCGUAAAGCCGGCCUUGCUCCCCCAGCUCCCACCAAAGCCAGCAAAGUCACCAAGAGGAGGGGCGGCAGGGCCGCGAAGCCAAAGCGGACGACGAAGAACGACGAUGAGCGGCCAAGCACCGCUUCGACUUCCGCUGAGGACGCAGCCGCAAUCUCUGAUAGUUCCCGUGCGGAGGGAAUUAUCCAGGGAGUCCUCGAGCGCGAAGAGCGGUCAGAGCCAGCGGCCGCACCAGCACCAGCCAGCAGAAUUACACGAUCAAAAGCUGGCAAGGACAAGCUUGACGACUCUGCUGACAGCCAGUCAGCUGGUCCAACAGUUCCCUCAUCGAGGAAAUACACCUCGGAGAAGCUAAUGGACAUCCUCGGAUCAGCCAUCCUGCGUGCUGAGGAAUCCUCGGAUUCCAAGGUCGCAGGUGGCCUCCGUUGGAUAAAGGAGGCUUCGGCCUCCGAUCCAUUUCUCCUUGGUACCUUGGAAGGUGCCAUUAAUGGAUCGGCGGAAGCUCACCACCGAUCCGCCUUCCAAGCCCUGAUGAGGGACGCAGUCAAGCGCGUCCAGACCCAGCAGGACGAAACCAGUGCCGCUGCCACCCCGAUGGUGCGCACUGGUUCGGCGACGACCACGUCGUCGCUCUCCACGGCUAAGUCUCUAGACGCCGAUGCCUUCGCCCCUGCAGCGGCUGAGCAGGAUCCAGCCAACGCCAUCACCUCUGCCAAAGGCAAGGUAGCAAAAGCUACCAAGCCCAAAGCAAAGGGCAAAGGGCGAGCUGGUCCCUCGAAAGCUCGCGCGGUCCCCCCAACCGAAGAGCCUUUCUCACGAAAGCGCAAAUCGGAGGAGGACCCAGAGUUUUCGGAAGAAGCCGUGGCUGCGAAGCGCAGAGCCUUAGAGACGGCCACCAAUGUCGAGACCGGCGAGGCAGAAGAGAGCAACGUCCGGACAGCCAUGGAGCCACCACAGGGCUGGAUUUUCCCGGCUACCCUCUCUGUCCGUUCGGACAGUGAGGGGCCAGGGACCAGAUCUGCGGCGGCUCCUGUGCCAAAGGACAAAGGUCCUGGUAAGCCCGCUGGAGCCUCCUCCAGCAACAAAAGAGUUCGCAAGCCGAGAGUGCAAGCGGAUGAAAUCGAUAACCUCGAUUUCUGCCGUGCGUGCGGCGGUAACGGGCAGCUUCUAUGCUGUGACGGCUGUGUGGAUUCAUUCCACUUCACCUGCCUGCAACCCCCAGUCGACCCCAAUUCUCCACCAGCGGGACAGUGGUUCUGUCCCGCGUGUGAGAAGAAGGGCCUUCUGGGUGGGCUCGCGGAGGUGAUGGAGUGCGUCCCUCAGACCGGCUUCCAGUUACCGACUGAGGUGCGCGAAUUCUUUGCUGAAGUUGAGACCGGCAAAGAUGGAGAGUACCGGGAAGCGCGUGCGCUUCCCGUGGGCGAAUCCCGAGUCAAAAUGAUUCGGAAAGGUCGCGGAUUCCCGGAGGAGGCUGAUAAUCUAACGAUUAUGACUACUCCGGGCACGAUCAGGGCCUGUAUUCGAUGUGGUCUAACCUCAGAGAAUCGGAGACCGGUCAUCCAAUGCGACUAUUGCCCAUCCGCGUGGCACUUGGAUUGUCUCGACCCGCCAAUGGCGAAUGAACCUCGCCAGAGGCCGGGGAGUGACAAGCCUUUCCAUUACUGGAAGUGCCCGAAUCACAUCGAAAAUGCUCUUGCCGAACACUACCCGGGUAGGGUCCGACGACCCCGUAACCCCAAGUAUGUUGACAUCGAAAUCCUGCCCGACAGCGACGAGGAGAGCGUCGACGGGCUCGAUCAAGAGGGCAUCAUUUAUCGUGUGAAACAGCGCGGAAUCGUCCACAAGUUCAUCACGCACGCUAAGAGCAAGCGUGCGGCGGUGGAAAGGGCCAGAGAAAGAAAGGCUCGCGAGGAAGCUCGUGCCCAGCUCGCGAGAAUGGAUGAGGUGCCGGCAACGGCGUCUACCUUCGAGCAGCUUGGACCGGUCGAGCAGCAGGCUGUGUUGGGCCUUAUGGACAUCACAGGCUGCUCAGGGAUCGAGCGGGCGAAGCAAGUCGUCUCUGGCCUCAUUGCGCAACGGCCCGAUGCGUUGCGCAAUGCCACCAGUGAGCUUGGAAUCCUUCAAGCUAUUCAUGAGUUGGUAGGAAAGCGCCUCCAGGCGCUUGCUCCGACCUCCGAAUCUACCAACUGA
Arthroderma uncinatum is the source of this 2718-nucleotide messenger RNA. RefSeq names its product transcriptional regulatory protein RCO1. The coding region runs from base 1 to 2718 and encodes 905 amino acids. Gene Ontology annotation, cellular component: Rpd3S complex. The transcript has a single exon. The record is from RefSeq and is a predicted model, not a curated record. Lineage: Eukaryota; Fungi; Ascomycota; Eurotiomycetes; Onygenales; Arthrodermataceae. Gene Ontology annotation, biological process: regulation of transcription by RNA polymerase II.